Penicillium mononematosum is the source of this 1500-nucleotide messenger RNA. RefSeq names its product cytochrome P450. The transcript is spliced from 4 exons. Bases 1 to 1500 code for a protein of 499 amino acids. Gene Ontology annotation, molecular function: iron ion binding; oxidoreductase activity, acting on paired donors, with incorporation or reduction of molecular oxygen; monooxygenase activity. Lineage: Eukaryota; Fungi; Ascomycota; Eurotiomycetes; Eurotiales; Aspergillaceae. The record is from RefSeq and is a predicted model, not a curated record.
AUGCUCCUUCAAUCCGCUUCAAGUUUGAUUCACGAACACUACUUGUCGACCCUCGCCACUUCAAUCCUACUGGUAUUUGUCUCACAGUUCUACUACCAAGUCUUCAUCAACCCUCUUGGCAAAUACCCCGGACCAAAACUUGCAGCUACAUCACGCAUCCCUCAACUCUAUCAUACCUUCAAAGGUGACCUAGUAGUAUGGGUUAGUGGACUGCACGCAAAACACGGCGAUAUAGUCCGUGUGGCUCCAGACGAGCUGAGCUAUGCAACUGGCGAGGCAUGGAAGGGAAUAUACGGCCAUGCUUCAGCAGGAAAACCAGUUACAGAGAAGGAUACCCGAUUCUACGGUCCAUCAUUCAACGGAUCCCCAGAAAUCAUCCGAAGUAAUGGACCCGAUCACGCCCGUUUCCGCCGCAACUUCUCGCAUGCAUUUUCAGAUCGCGCGCUUCGGGAACAACAAUCCUUGAUCUGUGGAUAUGCGGACAGUUUAGUUCACAACCUUCAAAAAGCAAUCAAGGAGGACCCGAAGGUCAAAGUCAAUAUGGUCCGAAUGUUCAAUUUGACGACGUUCGAUAUCAUGGGUGAUUUGACCUUCGGUGAUUCCCUGAAUCUGUUAGCUGGAACUGGUAAUACCAGUUGGGUGUCCGCUGUUUACGUCAGUAUAAAAACGAACUCCUUGCGCAGACUGGCUCGCUACGUCCCUUGGACUGCUCCAAUCGCCAAAAGGCUUAUUCCGAAGGAGCUGGAGCAACAAAGUGUCGCUCAUUACCAGGCCUCUCAGGAGCGUGUUGACAAAAGGGUGGACGUCAACCGUACGCUGCAGAAGCCUGAUAUCUGGGGUAUUGUCAUGAGUCAGAAGGAGGACCUCCGUCUUACCCGCACAGAGAUGUAUGCCAAUUCCCAGGUUUUCAUGGUUGCAGGUACCGAGACCACUGCAACUGCGCUAAGUGGUUUGCUCUAUCACCUUCUAAUGGCACCUGACAAGAUGAAGAUCAUUGUAGAGGAAGUCCGCGGGACAUUUGAUAAGGACUCUGAUAUUGACAUGAGAACUCUGGAGCAUAUGACAUAUCUGAAUGCGUGCAUUGAGGAAGGAUUGCGCAUCUACCCUCCAGUUCCAGUUGGUCUGCCUCGCGUCACUCCGGAUGAGGGAUUGCUUGUCUGUGGAGAACAUAUCCCAGGAAGAACUGCGCUGUCGGUUCAUCACUGGGCUACCUAUCGCAACGCUCGAAACUUUAGGCUACCAGAUCAGUUCAUUCCUGAGCGUUGGAUUGGCGAUGAGUUUGCCUCGGAUAAUAAGGCUGCGUUCCAACCAUUCUCAUUCGGCCCUCGCAACUGUAUUGGCAAGAAUCUGGCAUACCACGAAAUGCGUCUCAUUCUGGCCAAGGUGCUGUAUAACUUUGAGAUUUCUCUUCACCCUGAGUCUGUCGGUUGGGGAAAGCAGAAAACAUUCUUCUUGUGGGAGAAGAAGGAUUUAAUGGUCCAGUUGAAGCCCAGAAAAUGA